Messenger RNA from Saprolegnia parasitica CBS 223.65, 1294 nucleotides. RefSeq lists its product as hypothetical. The record is from RefSeq and is a predicted model, not a curated record. The transcript has 8 exons. Gene Ontology annotation, molecular function: ATP binding; formate-tetrahydrofolate ligase activity. Lineage: Eukaryota; Oomycota; Saprolegniomycetes; Saprolegniales; Saprolegniaceae. The coding region runs from base 1 to 900 and encodes 299 amino acids.
AUGUCGCUCGCUGUCGCAGCGCUUCGAAAUCCUCACAACGACAUAUACCAGGCGCUCUUCAACCGUCUCUGUCCGCCCAAGACGGACAGUACCCGCGUCUCUGCGCCCGCGAUGCUGCGCCGCCUUCGCAAGCUUGGAAUCGACAAGACGAACCCGUCCGAGCUCACGGAGGACGAGAUCAGUCGCGUUGCCCGCCUCGACAUCGACCCGGCGACGCGCACGUGGAACCGCGUCUUGAAUUCGUGCGACCGCUUCCUCUGUGGCAUCGCCACUGGCAAGGCACCGACCGACGAACGUGAAACCGGCUUGACAUUACGGUACAUGGCCGUCGCGAGCGAGCUUAUGGCUGUCUUGGCGCUGGCCACGAGCCUCGAUGACAAGUGCGAGCGCCUCGGCCGCAUGGUGGUGGGUAUGCGCCGCAAGGGCGACCCGGUCACGGCCGACGACCUCAUGUCGGCGACGCCGGUGCUCGUGCACACUGGGCCGUUUGCCAACAGUGCCCACGGCAACUCGUCGAUCAUUGCCGACCAGAUUGCGCUCAAGCUCGUGGGGUUUUUCGACAUCAAGUGCCGCUCCUUGGGCCUGCGCCCGCAGUGCGUCGUGCUCGUCGCGACCGUGCGUGCGCUCAAGACGCACGGCGGUGGCCCCACGAUCACGGCCGGCAACCCCGUACAGGCCGUGCUCGUCGACGACCCGCACGCUUGGUACUUGCGAGGUCUCGCCGCGUGCGCCCGAGGCCGCGGCGUCAACGCGAACGUGUCGCUGACCUCGAUCUUUGUGGCAUCGACGCGCCGCUUGAUCGCGUCUGACACGAGCCACUGCACGCGUGCGAAGCUCUGGACGACGGACUUUCGGGGCGUCUCCGAAACUGACGCCGCCACGGACCAAGCGCAAGGCUGAGGACGCCGGCGAAUCUUUUGUCCAAGACCGAGACUCCUCCGGCGCCGUUUCGAGCUCAUUCAUUGCCCACUCGCUGUGCGCAUCGACCCUUUGAAGAGCAGCGUGAGCCUCGGUAGCUCGCAAAGAUGGCCUCGCGCCACGACAUCGAAAACGAGAUGGGUAGCUCUCGUGACGCUUUGCACGUUUGCCGGCAAGAGCGUGCGCCAAGGUUGAAGCCGCCUCGUCCAGGCGCCAACGUCCCAUACGACGCUACGAUGUGUGCCAAGGCCGAGGACGAGUUGGCCGCCGACCGAAUGCAACAAAGACGAUGGUCACAUGCGCACAGAAAGACCUCGAGACUCGAUCUUAGUGAGCUAGAAUAAAAGAACGUAUUAAGAGAAUCUACUGUCCUCGC